AUGAAAUAUUCGAAUAAAAAAUUGACGAGGCGCGAUCUCCAAACCAUUCUUUACGAUUAUGUUUUCACAGCUUUGUUCUACCAACGAUUUCUUGUUUCUCACACUAAAGCUACCAACGAUUUCCUGAGAAACCUCUGCGUUAUCUACAAUAAAACAAUUCAAAUCAACCAAAUCAAGUGGUCAAGUUAUCAUGAGUCAACUACACAACCCAAGAAAAUUGCUAGGGAUAAAAGACCUUGUGCAUUUUGUAACAAGGACCAUUGGGAUAACGAAUGCUCCACGUAUCCCACACUCCAACAGAGAAUGGAAUAUCUAAGAAAAAAUAACGCAUGUCUUAAUUGCUUUCGAACGGGGCACGCAACAAAUAAUUGUAACAAAAAGAAACGCUCAUGUUUUCAUUGCAAGAAUCCUCACAACACUGCGCUGUGUUAUAUGAAAUAUGGUAUGCAAACUGCCGAAUCAAAGAACUUAGCAAACGUAAUUAAUUCAAUAGCUCAAUCAAUACAUCAACAAGGUCAGGAAAUUUUGCUUUUAUGUAAAGAAAUUGAAAUAGUCAAUCCGAUCAUGCCAGAAAAUCAUGAAAAAAUCUUAGUAUUAUUUGAUAUAGGAUCACAGUCAUCCUUUAUAUCGACAAAAUUAGCAAACCGAUUAAGACUACCUGACGGACAAACUAAAGAUUUACCGCACAUAAUAAGUCUAGAACAACUAGACCACGGAGGAGAUUGGAAAAGACCCGACAUACUUAUUGGAGCCGACUACUUCUUUGACUUUAUGUCACCAUAUGAAUUCUACAAGACGUCAUCAGGGUUCUACUUACUGGAAUUGGAUACAUUAACAACUAUUGUAGUAGUAAGACUUCAGACAGAAUAG
Messenger RNA from Dracunculus medinensis (Guinea worm), 870 nucleotides. Lineage: Eukaryota; Metazoa; Nematoda; Chromadorea; Rhabditida; Dracunculidae. The record is from the annotation of a GenBank genome assembly.